AUGUCCAACGCAGAGGGAAUUCGAGUACCUGGGACGAGUGAGGAGGAGCCUUUGCUAGGUGGAAGAGGGGAUGCGAGUUUGCCGGAGGGGAAACCGCUUUACCAUAACUUCGUUCUGGGUAUGCUCCAAGUUCUGAAGGAAUACACCAACUGGAAGAGAAGUUCUGAUGAAGCGAGAUAUAGGUACUGGAGUCGUUGCCCAAGCAGGCGCAUGGGUCAUUGCAGCCAUUGUCUGGGGAGCAGUCUUCAGCAGUGAUCUGAUGCUAUUCUCUGCACAUCCCGUAAGAGCACCCAUCCAAGCCAUCUACUGUCGAUAGUCGUCUGCAACGAUGCUAAUGGAUGCAUGCAGCUCCUCAACUCCGCCGCCUUCCUCUUCCUCAUCCAAGCCCUCCUUAUCCUCCAACCCACCCACACCGCAAAGCAGAAAAAGCAGGGAACCUACGUCCACGCAGCCCUCAACGACGUCGCACUCCUCGCCGCCAUCGCCGGCCUCAUAGUCAUCGAAUACAACAAAAUCGAUCACAACGGAGCUCACUUCGAAUCCACACACGCGAUCCUCGGUCUCAUUACCUAUAUCCUCAUUUUUCUGCAAGCUUUCGUCGGGGUCACGCAAUUCUUCACUCCUGGAAUAUAUGGCGGUGUGGAAAAUGCAAAGGCCUUUUAUAAGUAUCAUCGACUUGGGGGAUAUAUCACGACCGUGUUGAUGAUGGCUACAAUUUGUGCUGCUACGCAGACGACUUUCAAUGUUGGUGUGUUGGGAAUUCAGCUCUGGGCUGUUAUUGUUGCGUCUGUGGUUGUGCUUGUUGGACUGAUUCCGAGGAUCAGACUGAACAAGCUUGGAUGGUUGGCUGGAAAGUAG
This is a messenger RNA of Lecanosticta acicola, 858 nucleotides long. The record is from the annotation of a GenBank genome assembly. Lineage: Eukaryota; Fungi; Ascomycota; Dothideomycetes; Mycosphaerellales; Mycosphaerellaceae.